Oppiella nova is the source of this 940-nucleotide messenger RNA. Lineage: Eukaryota; Metazoa; Arthropoda; Arachnida; Sarcoptiformes; Oppiidae. The record is from the annotation of a GenBank genome assembly.
AUUAUUACCGAUUGGAUCGGGGGAUAAAAAGAUCCAAGCUUAUAAUUUUCGGAUGUGCCUCACCAACGACACCAGGAUUAGGAUAAAUAUUACUAAACCAGACGGUUAUGAUCCAGCUAUUUUUGAACUGUACCUGCGCGAUCUAUUAGCUAAAGGUCAUCAUAAUAAGACAUCCGAUUUGAAUGCACCAGGACCACAACUGCCUGGGUACUCGCCAAUGCCUCACAAUAAAUCUGAUUAUAACAUGGGUGAUUAUGUUGGUAUGAAUCACGAUUACGCGAACGCAAGUUACGAAGUAAGACAAAAGAUAUUUAACCAGCACAAAACCUAUAGUCUGGGACUAAUAUACUUCAUGCAAAAUGACCCUCGUAUGCCAAAAGUGACCAAGAGCCAUAUGGUGGGCUGGGGUCUGAAAGUUACGAAUCUGGGACUAAUAUACUUCAUGCAAAAUGACCCUCGUAUGCCAAAAGUGACCAAGAGCCAUAUGGUGGGCUGGGGUCUGCCUAACGACGAGUUUGUGGACACAGAUCACUGGACACCCGCCCUAUACGUACGGGAGGCCAGGCGUAUGAUUGGCACAUACAUUAUGACUGAAAAUAAUGUGGUCAAUAAGACCCGGGUCACUGAUGGCAUAGCAACCGGCUCGUACAGCUUGGACUCCCAUAGCACUCAGAAUAUUGUGUGGAAAGGUAUGGUUAAGAAUGAGGGCUGUGUGUCCACUGCCGAGGGCGUACAUCCCUACCCCAUAUCCUAUCAGUCAAUGACACCGAAGCACAUGGAGGCCCAUAACGUGUUGGUGCCCGUGUGUCUGUCGGCUAGUCAUAUAGCUUAUGGGUCUAUACGUAUGGAACCGGUGUUUAUGAUGUUGGGCGAGGCUGCCGGUGCUGCCGCACAUUUGGCCCUCGAUGAGGACGUUAUGGUACAUAGGGAUGCUAAGUAA